Molecule: messenger RNA, 1449 nt
Organism: Silurus meridionalis
Lineage: Eukaryota; Metazoa; Chordata; Actinopteri; Siluriformes; Siluridae
Gene: mdkb
Product: midkine b
Exons: 4
Coding region: 151-585 (144 amino acids)
Molecular function (GO): growth factor activity
Source: RefSeq, a predicted model, not a curated record
GCAGCGACCAGCUCAAACUAGAUUUUCAAAACAAAGAGUAGCGGAGGAGGAGCUGCACUUGCCAAAGGAAAGCAGGAGAGUUUACACACACACACACACACACACACGCAAGCUCUCUGGUGGUGAAGGACCUCUCCCACAGCAACAAGGAUGAGGGGUAUAUUCUCAGUAUCGAUCAUGCUGCUUGUGGCUUUGGCCCUUGCUGUGGAAGCCGUAAAGACGAAAGAGAAAGCGAAGGAAGUGAAAGCAGACGUCGAUUGCUCUGAGUGGCAAUAUGGGAAAUGUGUGCCCAGCAGCGGUGACUGUGGCGCGGGUGUCCGUGAGGCCACGUGCAACGAGCAGACCAAGAAACAUAAGUGCAAAGUGCCAUGCAACUGGAAGAAGGACUUUGGAGCUGAUUGCAAGUACAAAUUCGGCCGCUGGGGGGAGUGUGAGGCAGGCACUCGAAGCAGGUCUGGAGUACUGAGGAAAAUUCUGUUCAACGCUGACUGCCAGGAAACCAUCAAGGUGAACAAACCUUGCAGUCCAAAAACACCCAAACCCAAGGGCGGUGAAAAGAAAGCAAAGAAAGGAAAGGAAAAUUAAGUCAUCGAGAGUGUGUAUGUGUGUGUGCGUGUAUGCGUGUGUCUUUCCUCCAACAUAUAAGUGGAAUGGCGCUUAAUCUGCAAUGAGGGGGGGAAAAUUGUAACCCUAUCUAUAUUUGAUUGUCUUUUGUUGAUACAGUUGUGAUCGUUUCCUUUGUCAUAUUUUGAAAUCAUUUUUUGUAGGAAGCUGAUAACUGUAAUUCACAUGACAUUUAUUGAAAAAAAGAUUAUUUACUAAAGAAGCAUGGAUAUUUUCUUUUUUGGCCUCUUGAUCUUCGAUCAAAAUACUGCAGCUGUAGAUUUUACGAAACAAUUUUAACACCCAGCGAUCAACAUGGAUCCUUACUUGUAUUAUGUCAGUUAAAAGAAACCCCUCGAAUUUGUAAUACGCUUGCAAUGGUAAGACGAACCGCUCAGCUACGCUUAUAAAUGUUUCUAGAUUUGUAAUCAGUGUUCAAUCAGCAUCACUAACAGAUACUUCUUCAGGUCUGUGAAUAAAUUAGUUUUUUUUCUCUCUCCAAUGCUAUUCUCUUUUGCAUCCCCCCCUCACCCCCCCACCACUAACAUCCACAAGAGGUUUUGGGGACACUGUUAUUUUUUUUUUUAAACUAAUAGUAUCAGUUUUUGACUUUGGAAAUUGACACCAAACUCCUGACUUCACUCUGUGGAGCUACAGAUAAAGAAGAACGUUCAUGGUUGCAAUAUAACUUUUACCGCAAGUAGACAACCAGCUCAAAACUGCAAACACAAAGAUUUUGUGGGUUUUUUUUUCUCCUUAUAUAAGCAACACGAGAAUGAUCGGAAUCCUAUGUGAAAAUAAGCAAACUUAUUAGUCAAUAUCAAUAAAAGGUACUUUGAGCUUCAA